UGUCCUGACCUGCCUCCACUGCCCACCUGCCCCAGCCCCCAAAGUAUGUCAGCCAAGUCCAAGGGGACCACCUCUUCCUCCUCUCCAACUGAGGGGCCACCGGCAUCCUCCAAAACCAAGGUGAAGGAGCAGAUCAAGAUAAUCGUAGAGGAUUUGGAAUUAGUCCUGGGGGACCUGAAGGACGUGGCCAAGGAACUUAAAGAGGUGGUUGACCAGAUUGACACACUGACCUCUGACCUACAGCUGGAGGAUGAGAUGACAGACAGCUCCAAAACUGAUACACUAAACAGCAGCUCCAGCAGCACAACAGCAUCCAGCUUAGAGAAGAUCAAAGUGCAUUCCAAUGCACCACUCAUCAAACCACCAGUCCACCCUUCUGCUAUACUCACAGUCCUGAGAAAACCUAACCCUCCACCUCCUCCUCCACGGUUGACACCUGUGAAGUGUGAUGAUCCUCACAGGCCUGUGCCAACCAUCAAUCCUGUAAAAACUAAUGGCACACUUCUCCGAAAUGGAGGCUUACCUGGAGCAUCAAACAAAAUUCCAAAUGGGGACAUCUGUUGUAUACCUAGUAGUAACUUGGACAAGGUGCAGAUGCAGUCUCUGAUGCAUAGACCUCAGAAGGACAGGUGUCCCCAGGCAGGAACACGGGAACGAGUACGGUUUAGUGAAAAGGUGCAAUACCAUGGGUAUUGCCCUGACUGUGAUGUCCGGUAUAACAUAAAAAAUCGAGAGAUCCACAUCCACAGUGAAUCCCUCCAUAUGCCAGGAAAGCUUCCUCACCAGUGCCCUCCUCUCCCACCCCCACCACCUCCUCUCCCUCCUUUUCCUCUAGAAAAUGGAGGGCUGGGAAUAAGCCACAGUAACAGUUUUCCCCCUCUCAGACCUGCAACUGUGCCUCCACCCACUGCACCUAAACCACAGAAGACCAUCUUGAGGAAAUCAACCACUACAACAGUGUGAUGUAUGCCACUUGAAAACUGCUUUCAUUUUUUUCUAUAUUAUAAACAUAAAAUAAUAGAUAAUGAUGAGCACUUUCUACUCAAGCAAUAAGAAGCCCAAAUAUAUUACAGCCUGUGUUCAGUGAAGU
Messenger RNA from Trichosurus vulpecula (common brushtail), 1090 nucleotides. It is a transcript of the gene PRR16, whose product is annotated as proline rich 16. Lineage: Eukaryota; Metazoa; Chordata; Mammalia; Diprotodontia; Phalangeridae. Gene Ontology annotation, biological process: positive regulation of translation; positive regulation of cell size. The record is from RefSeq and is a predicted model, not a curated record. The transcript has 2 exons. Bases 46 to 963 code for a protein of 305 amino acids.